UCGCAUCAAUCCAUCUCUGCAGAGCUCGGUUCUUGCCUGUGGUGUUUUGACGAGGAGGGUGCAGCACUCCCUCCCCGCGGUGCCCGCGGUUGUCCCCCUUCUCCCGCGAGCGGUGCUUACUGACGUGGUGUUUGCGAAUCUCUCUACUCCUCCAGCUUCGUGGGCCACGCUUUCCGCGACGGUGGUUGCCAGGUGCAGUUUGCCGCAUUGCAUUUCUGCCGCGGGAACAGAGUCCAUACACACCUCUCGCCACUACCACCGUCUGUGCAUCCUUACCGCCACGCUGAGCCAGCGCGGCGGUGAGUUGGACCUUGGGACACCACCCGCCUACUAUCUGUUGUGGCCUGGUUCGCCCGCGAGGGACUCGACGAUUUCGGCCCCGGCCGGGGCAGGCGGGAACUUGUCUGGGUGUUGGCCGUCGUAAACGAGUACGAGGGAGGCGAUUGAGUCAUGGCGUCUUGGUGUCGGGAUGCCGCCUUGGGUGACCCGUUUACCCACGACCCGUGGGAGGUGACCCAGUCGGACUGCUACAACUCAGAUGAUGGCGAUUACACAAGAUUGGACGAGAUAUCAAUCACCUGCAGCUGCGGCACCACUCCCGCUCCCACUGCCCCUUCUUGCGACGAUUCGUUCUCCCUCGACGUGGACUACUUUAGCGGUCGCGAUGGCUGCUACGAGCUCAACACUGCCUGGACCAUCAACGGGAAGAACGCCUACUUCUUGAACGGCAUUGAGGAGGAUGUGGACUCAUCUGUGGUGUAUGCCGCAGAUGACAUGGUGGAUGAUAAUCCUGGGGUGGGAUCGAUACCCGCUUCUGCACCCUCUGCCACGAGCAGGGCAAUGGAGGGGACUCAGCUUCCGGCCGCAAUGCAGUACCCUGAGGCUCUACAUACGUAGCACGGGACGCUCCAACCGCACCAACCGACGGCAGAAUAUUAGGACGUUGUGGGUUCAUCUCCUUGCAGCGGUCGACAUUCAGCACCCUCCACGGUCGCCCCGGUGGUCUAGUGGUAUCCUCAUAAUCCGCUAGUUGCAGAGGUCGUGAGUUCGAAUUCCCUUUGGGUGAAGAACUUACGAAAUUUGCGGGUAAAAGCGAAACAUGGCUAAAAAAGCUCUCGUGAGUACCAAACUUCGACGUUAGCACCGUUGACGAGGGAAAGGGACGGCUGGACCCUUCUCGCGAUAAAAAGGAAAAUUCAGCACGCAUAUGGAUGCCCUCUACCCUGCGUGAGCAGAGAGUCCGGGGUUGUGGUGGCUAUGUCCUGCCACCGGAGGUUGGCUAUUUCCUUUGGUGCAAUGUGGCGAGGAAUGCCAAGCGUGACCGAGCGAACUCAGUCAAGCUAGGGUGGUGCGGAGAGUAGGCGGGCCUUCGAGGACUUCUUUUCACAUUUUCCUUAAGAUCCAUCAACUCUUCGCAGCCGUUGGGGGUCAUAAGAGUUGGGGACCCUCGGAGAACAGUAAUCUAUUAUCAUUUGUUCCCUCAGAUCUACUCUUUAUGUACGUGUAUCUGUGCUCCCUGAAUCUCCAUAUCCUGACCCCCACAUAGCCCCCCUUUCNUUGGGGGUCAUAAGAGUUGGGGACCCUCGGAGAACAGUAAUCUAUUAUCAUUUGUUCCCUCAGAUCUACUCUUUAUGUACGUGUAUCUGUGCUCCCUGAAUCUCCAUAUCCUGACCCCCACAUAGCCCCCCUUUCUCUUCGCCGAAAGCUCAGCUUGUUGAAGUUGGGUUUUGGCGCACAUGCAUGUUUGCAUGUUUCUUUUNAGUGAUCUAUUAUCACAUAUCCCUUGGAUCUGACUCUUUAUGUACGUGUGUUUGUGCUUCCUGAAUCUCCAUAUCCUGACCUCCACAUAGCCCCCCUUUUUCUUCGCCGAAAGCUCAGCUUGUUGAAGUUGGGUUUUGGCGCACAUGCAUGUUUGCAUGUUUCUUUUAGUGGAGCAGAUAUGGAUGUAUCAUUGGAUCCAGAUAAUACAGCUCCUCGAAAACUAAAUCUCUCCCUCACUAUCCGAAGACAGCUGACAGUGCCGUGUGGAAUACACACGUGUUGAAAACAACACCGUACGGAUUUAAGCUUUCCAAGGCUCGUACAAGCUACCAUGUAUUGAUGUCAAUCAAUGAUAUGUCAAAGCUUAUUCUUGUUAAUCCAGAAUUUUUACUUUGUGCGGGUUCUGGUUCGCGUAACCAUACCGCUGGGUGUAAGCAAUCGUGUUGCUUAUUGAGUACGAUAGGCAUACGGUGUUCGACAGUCUUAAGACUGUUUCCGUGACUCAUGAUUAGUGUCAUUGAGUUGCGACCCUCAACNGUGGACUACACACGUGUUGGAAGCAACACCGUACGGAUUUAAUAUCUCCAAGGCUCGUACAAGCUACCAGGUAUUGAUGUCAAUCAAUGAUGUGUCAAAGCUUAUUCUUGUUAAGUAUCAAGAAUUUGUACUUUGUGCGGGUUCUGGUUCGCGUAACCAUACCGCUGGGUGUAAGCAAUCGUGUUGCUUAUUGAGUACGAUAGGCAUACGGUGUUCGACAGUCUUAAGACUGUUUCCGUGACUCAUGAUUAGUGUCAUCGAGUUGCGACCCUCAAUUCCACUUGAGACCGGUUAACUUGACAUUUCCUCGCCAGCAUUUGACCCAACCAAAUGCUGGAUAGCAACCUUAUUGUUUGAAUGCUCUUCCUUUCACCGUUUAGACACUUCAGACACGUAUCUUUUGUUUGCCUUCGGACUUCGUUUACUUUUCCGCUGAGUACUUUCCUUGUUCACGCAUUUUUCUGGAUUGGGACACAACGUGUUUGGCCUUGCUUUGUGCUUUGUGCGUUUGUUUGUACUCGGAUCCCUUCCUUCGUCGCGUUUGCGUUUCGCUUUUUUCUGCGGCAAUUCGGACAAUUUCCUGGCGGGCGCGAUGUCCAGAUCAUGUUUUGAUCUGUACGCGGAAAUCAUUACGUGGCAUUGCGGUACUUCGUCGGCACGAUACAUCAGAUCUGAUUCAGGACCGUAUUNCGCUGAGUACUUUCCUUGUUCACGCAUUUUUCUGGAUUGGGACACAACGUGUUUGGCCUUGCUUUGUGCUUUGUGCGUUUGUUUGUACUCGGAUCCCUUCCUUCGUCGCGUUUGCGUUUCGCUUUUUUCUGCGGCAAUUCGGACAAUUUCCUGGCGGGCGCGAUGUCCAGAUCAUGUUUUGAUCUGUACGCGGAAAUCAUUUCGUGGCAUUGCGGCACUUCGUCGGCACGAUACAUCAGAUCUGAUUCAGGACCGUAUCCUUUCAGUCUUAGACGAUAUCGAUAGUUGUGCGGACCUUUUCGGCCUUGACCGCUUCGAUGCCCUACCACUUUCAACACGACGUAUCUUUCAAUUUUCGGUUGAUUUUCGUCGUUUGCUGUCAGGGCAGGUGGUCCACCAUGGAAAGCACGUACUUGCAUCUCACUCCGACUUUGAAAUUGAGAGUGAUUUGUACUCGACUAGGUCGACUGAUACUCUUUCAAACGGCCGCUGUACAGGAACGUGACCCGUCGGCAGUUUCGGACGGCGGUGAGGUGUCGUUCUCUGUUGACAGGCCUGGCAUUCUAGGCACCAUUCCGGAUUUUUGGUUCAUUGACUGCCACCAAUAUUUUUGUCGUAUUUUUUCGUACGUUGGACGAAAUGCGAGGUGUCCACCUGAAAGAGCGUGAUCAUGGUAUGCGUGCAUCACUAAACCGGUGAGGUCAUGUGGGACUACAAGUUGAUCACUAAAAGUGCUUCGUUUUCGUAGGUGUCCUGGCAGAUACGAUUUAAGCAGUAAACCGUCUUGUAUGGAAUAGUACGACAUGGAUGUUGCCGUUUGGUUGUCUGGUAGCGGUGCUUUGGCGUCUAAAAUGUAUUGAACAUAUUCGCAGCAAGUUUCGGCGCAGUUCGUUCUUGUUCAUUAUCGAACACGAAAAGUUGCGAUAACGUAUCCGGCACUACAUGCAACUUUCCCGGUUUGUGUUUUACCGUGAAAUCGAAGGAUUACAGUGCUAUUGCCCAUCUAGUGAGCAUAUUCGACGUGUCUUGCAUCGUAUAACGAUAUCGCAAUGCCGCAUGAUCAGUUACGCACGUAAAAUGUCUAUCCCAUAAAUAAGGACGCCAGUGUUGAAUUUGCUAGAACGACAGCAUAGCAUUCUUUCAUGGUGGCAAAGUGGCGUUGUUGGCUUUUGUUGAAUCGCUGGCUAACGUAUGCUACGAUAUUCACGUCAUCGCCAUUCUGUUGUGCCAGGAAUGCUCCCGCUCCCACUUCAGAUGCGUCUACGUGGAUAACAAACUAUUUACAAAAGUCCGGAAAACGUAAAACAGGAGCGUUGGUGAGUAAUCGUUUCACUUCU
Messenger RNA from Ectocarpus sp. CCAP 1310/34, 4325 nucleotides. NCBI's taxonomy places the organism in Eukaryota, Phaeophyceae, Ectocarpales, Ectocarpaceae. The record is from the annotation of a GenBank genome assembly.